Messenger RNA from Conger conger (European conger), 2258 nucleotides. Its product is annotated as aldehyde dehydrogenase, mitochondrial-like. Lineage: Eukaryota; Metazoa; Chordata; Actinopteri; Anguilliformes; Congridae. The transcript has 13 exons. Gene Ontology annotation, molecular function: aldehyde dehydrogenase (NAD+) activity. The record is from RefSeq and is a predicted model, not a curated record. The coding region runs from base 137 to 1693 and encodes 518 amino acids.
GCGCUGUUAGCUGUCCCCAUAGGCUACGUACUAUCAAGACGGUUAGGCUACUAGGCGGACAACCUGUCGUUCGAGCUGUUGGGUGGCUUAGCAGUAUUCCUGUCGCUCAGGUCUGGACAUUUGUUGAGGAAUCGCGAUGCUCCGCACCGUGCUUACCAGAACUUUCCCACGGAUUGUCAGUCCGGUGGCCCGUCAGUUCUCCGCCGCUGCAAUCCCUGCUCCGAACGGCCAGCCUGAUGUGCACUUCAACAAGCUCUUCAUCAAUAAUGAGUGGCAGGACGCCAUCAGUAGGAAGACCUUCCCCACCAUCAACCCGUCCACUGGGGAGGUCAUCUGCCAAGUGGCUGAGGGAGAAAAGGCAGAUGUGGACAAGGCCGUGAAAGCAGCCAAAGAUGCUUUUAAGAUGGGAUCACCAUGGCGACGCAUGGAUGCUUCUCACAGGGGGCUGCUUCUGAGCCGAUUGGCUGACUGCAUCGAGAGGGAUGCGGCCUAUCUGGCUGAGCUGGAGACGCUGGACAACGGGAAACCGUACGCGGUGUCUUACUGUGUGGACGUGCCCAUGGUCGUUAAGUGCCUCAGGUAUUAUGCUGGAUGGGCGGACAAGUGGGAGGGGAAAACCAUUCCGAUCGACGGCGACUACUUCUGCUACACCCGACACGAGCCCAUCGGAGUGUGUGGCCAGAUCAUCCCGUGGAACUUCCCACUGCUGAUGCAGGCCUGGAAGCUGGGCCCUGCUCUGGCCACAGGGAACACAGUGGUGAUGAAGGUGGCCGAGCAGACGCCUCUCACUGCCCUGUACGUAGCCAACCUCAUCAAAGAGGUUGGUUUUCCGGCCGGAGUGGUGAAUAUCAUCCCGGGAAUGGGCCCCACUGCAGGUGCUGCUAUCGCCUCCCACAUGGAUGUGGACAAGGUGGCCUUCACAGGGUCCACAGAGGUUGGUCACCUGAUCCAGCAGGCCGCGGGCGCCAGCAACCUGAAGAAGGUGACACUGGAGCUGGGGGGCAAGAGCCCCAACAUCAUCCUGUCCGACGCCAACAUGGAAGAGGCGGUGGAGCAGGCGCACUUUGCGCUCUUCUUUAACCAGGGCCAGUGCUGCUGUGCGGGCUCGCGCACGUACGUGCAGGACAGCGUCUACGACGAGUUCAUGGAGCGCAGCGUGGAGAGGGCCAAGGCAAGGGUCGUGGGGAACCCCUUCAACCUGAGCACAGAGCAGGGCCCCCAGGUGGAUGAGGAGCAGUUCCAGAAGAUUCUGGGCUACAUCAGCACAGGGAAGCGGGAGGGGGCGAAGCUGAUGUGUGGGGGAGGGGUGGCGGCCGAUCGCGGGUACUUCAUCCAGCCGACCAUCUUCGGAGACGUCCAGGACAACAUGACCAUCGCCCGCGAGGAGAUUUUCGGGCCGGUGAUGCAGAUCCUGAAGUUUAAGGACCUGGAGGAGGCGCUGGAGAGAGCCAACGACUCAAAGUACGGUCUGGCAGCCGGCGUCUUCACCAGGGACAUCGAGAAGGCACACUACCUCACCAACGGCCUGCGUGCCGGGACUGUGUGGGUGAACUGCUACGAUGUGUUUGGAGCACAGGCUCCCUUCGGAGGCUACAAAGCGUCUGGGAAUGGCCGAGAAUUGGGGGAGUACGGACUGAACAACUACACUGAAGUCAAAGCGGUGACGAUUAAGGUUCCCCAGAAAAACUCGUAAGAAAACCCUGCCACCCGCGUGGACAAUGUGAACAUGGAAUAAAAGGAGUAUGACCCCUGUGAAGUCCAUAUGCACUGCAUGUGUGGAUUUACAGCACACUCCUGCUUGUUCAGCCCAAGCCUCCAAACUACUCAAAUUAUUUUCCCCCUUUUCUGUGAAUGGGCACAAGCAAAAAACACCAAACUGAAAAAAAAAUUGUAUAGAUUUUUGUAAACAUAUUUUCUGAUGGGGGCACUAGAAGGAUUUAGCCUAGUUUUUGCGGAUUAGUGAUAUUUUUGCAGGGGUGACUACUGUAACUGCCUACUAAAAAAAAUAAAAAAAAAUAAAAAAACUUUGAGUUGACCUUUAGUAAAUCUGUGUGUCUCAGCAAACACAAUUUGAAAAAGCCCUUCCAUUUCUUUAACAGAUAUUUUGAUAAAUGUAUUCUUCAUUUACACACACUGUAUUACAUAUCUAUAUCACAUAUCUAAGUCCAGUUAUUUUUUAAUUCGUUAAUUCAUGCCUAAACUGUUCUCCUUUGUCAUCAGCCUGCGUGUAUUUGUUUAAUAAAGGCAUAAGAUGUUGA